Molecule: messenger RNA, 276 nt
Organism: Clunio marinus
Lineage: Eukaryota; Metazoa; Arthropoda; Insecta; Diptera; Chironomidae
Source: the annotation of a GenBank genome assembly
AUGAAUGAAUCUACUGAAAUGGAGAUUGAUAGUAAUUGGAUGGAGCUUUACGAAAGCACGAUAUUCGAUACCAAUGUGAUGAAGCUGAAAUAUUACGACAUUUAUUCUGAUCACAGAUAUUAUCUUCAUGGGUCAGACGUUAAACUAUGUGAUUUGUUGAAAUUAUUUGUUAAUGAAAAGCAGCGUUUUGAUACAUGUUUGCUUCGAAAUGAAAGAAGGGAAAUGAAAAUCGCAAAUUUACUUUAUAAAGUACUUCAAGAAGAUUUAAAUUUCUGA